Molecule: messenger RNA, 3778 nt
Organism: Cladophialophora immunda
Lineage: Eukaryota; Fungi; Ascomycota; Eurotiomycetes; Chaetothyriales; Herpotrichiellaceae
Exons: 2
Coding region: 1-3522 (1173 amino acids)
Source: RefSeq, a predicted model, not a curated record
AUGCCACUUGAGGAGAUCAGCCCCAACAUCCAAAAAGAUGCCUCCCAGAAUGGCGCCAAGCAGGAGGAGGUGGCGCCGACGACCUCCACGACCUCACUUCGCUCCAGUGCUGUGCAAAGCAUGCUGAGAAACACAACUGAAUUGGGAGACUGUGGCCCAUUCGCAGUUCGCCCUUCACGCAUACAUCGUUCUGGUUCCCGUUUACUGUCAUCCAAACGCCGUGCUGGUUCCUUUGACGCCUCAUUCAACCCUCAACUCGAGAACCAACGACCCCCCCGACGACGAUCUCACCGCCACCAGGGGCCACGGCCAGUCCCAUCAUCCUCGGCCUUGUCAGGACGAGAGACAAUCCAUUCUACCCAGACAUCGCUUCGCUCAGGGCUUCGCUCGAAGAGAGCCGGUCCCCGUCAUAGAUCCCAACAUCUCACCGGCCCCGGCAUCCCUGCUCAUCCUCUCCACUCCCACAGGUCGCUGAUCACUCUGCGCAGCCAGCGCGACUUCCACAGCCUCCAUUCGAGCUCCCCAUUGAUCAUUUCCGGCCAAAGACGCCGGCCUGCUUAUCGAGCUUCCUCCCCAGCCCUGAGUGAGGCAUAUCCAUACAGAUAUGGUGCAAGACAUGGCUAUCCAAGAGUGGGAAGUGUUGGGACGGUUGCCUCUUCUCCUGUCUCUGUGCAUUAUUUGCGUCCUGGUCCGCCUGCAUACCCACCCGAGCUAAACAACUCCAUCUCUUCCUUCGUCCGGCUGCCAUCGCCAGCGGUCUCCUCCAUGAACGGGUUUGCUGGUAAUGGUUAUCCACACCCAAGAACGACUACCCCGAUGUCCAAUUCUCUUCAGAGUUUUCGACCCGUCUGGAACCACAGCGCUGCCUCAUCUCGAGGUCUGCCAAAGUCUCCGACCGAGUCUACUACACCUCACUACUAUGACUAUUCCGAAUCAUUUCUCGAGGAGGAUUGUUUUUCACCACCGGACGAUCCCUCUGCAGCCAAUCUUCCCUUUAAUAUGGACCAGACUAUCCUAGACAACCUGCCCGCACCUGAACGCCGUCAGGCUCAAUCCCCUUUUGGCACGGUCCCAGGGUCAGCCUUCCAUCCAUUGGAGUUGCCGACCACACAUAACCGCCGACCCAGUGAGCAGUCGAAGCAAUCAAAAUACAGCUACGCCGGAAUGAUUCCACCCCGGAAGUCGAGCCUUGGGGCCACCACUGCGCCCGCCAUCAGAUCUGUUUCGGCCAGUAAAAUGGUGACCGAAAAGCUUCCAACUGCGGAUCAAGACCACCUUGAUGGGCGGUCGAGAGAUGACAAGGACAAUCCUCGAGCGUCCACCGCAUCACGUCGAACCUGUGCUUCCACUCACUCGAGUGCAUUCUUCCCCAAUGCAAGUCGAAGCCCGCGGGAUUUGACCACUCUUGCAGCUCGAGUGCACUCGCCCGUGUUCGAUCAUAAACCUUCCAUCUCUGGGUUAAUGGAAUAUGGCGAUCAUCAUUGUGAUGGAAACCAGCGACAUGCAUUCAAUAACAUACAACGGGCCCACUCUCAAUGGGAAUUGCCUUCAUUCAACUUUAGGCCACUGUCCUUCGGCUCUUACUCGCCUGAGUUGAAGGAACGACCAAAGACAUCUGGUGACAUUCGUUCAAAAGAGCGCCCCGAGAUCUUGUCGCCAAUGCCUGAACGCCCAAUGUCUUCACAGAGUAGGAAACGAUUUAGCCGCAUUCUGGAAAUCCCCGACAACUAUGUCACCGACCAAGGAAAAGCGCCCCAUCAUGUUCAAACCUUUUCUCGGCUCGACGCUGUGGAAGAACAUCCAGAUCUGCAGUCGAUCGAAAGAGCUCUGUCGCCACAAUCACAGGAUGGAUCAAAGAUUGAUGCUGCUGAACAGCAAAACCAAUGGGAGAAUGUGGCUAACGAAGCAGCACUCCCAAACGCCCUCGGAGACGCCAGCCAGAUCACCAUCCAUGAAAGAUCAACCAUCGAGUCACUUCUCGAUAGACAUAUUGAAUGCUUGGGCUUGAACGAUAACGGGACUGAAGGCGAAGAAGGGCUUCCUCAAACAACCAGCCCUUCCGAGCAUUCGGUCGCUGCAGUGGACAGUAGUGGAGAGAGCACCAUUAGAGCAUCGUCAAGUAUGCCGCGGAUUUUGUCCCCAUGGAACUUGAGGCCAACAACCUCGAGCUCGACUAUUCGGCACUCCAGCCUCGCCAGCUCUGAGAGGCGCCGACUCAUACCCCGGCGUCUAUUUGCCAGUAUGGAUGCCAGACUACCUCCGGGGGCAAUUCUGGAAGAUUAUCAAGUCAACUCCACGUCCAUCUUGUCUUCCGCUGGCUCAAGGAUUCGGGGGCAUUCAUCUGGCUGGCAAACACUUCAGUCAACUAGCGGACUCUUAACUUCAGAAUCCACCAGGUCCAACCGAUCCAACGCCAAAUGUUCAUUGACAUCGGGUGACAUGGCAGACAUUGACUCAGAUCCGCCACGAACGAGGUUCAAGGUCAGGAGGUUGUCGGAGCUGAGCCUAAGCCCAGAGACAACAAGCAGAUUGCCGAUUAAGGGAGCCGCGAAUGCUCAUCGCAGAUCAAAAAGUGACGUGCUUGCCAGACAGGCGUCACAUCAGAGACGGCGAGCGCGAAUUUUGAUGAAGAGCAAGAGAAAGUCACAGAGUCUGGGGCAAUUAGGAAUUCUCGAGCAAACGGGACAGUCGCUGGAGGAUGUCAGCCCAGAUGAAGAGUGGACAACUGAAGAUUCGCCCGAAAAGAUCAGCGAAACCUCGCCAGUUGCUGGAUAUGCCGAAUUGAGUGCGGACUCAGUAGCCGCACAGCCGCCAACGACGAUGUCUGAAGGUAGUGUUCUUGUACCUACGUCGAUGCCUAGAAGAUGGACCAGCAUGCUGGCUGCGAUGCCGGAGCCCGUCAAGAAAGGCAUUGAAAUUGUUCGCAAAGCAUCGGUCAGGACUGUGCGUUCACACCGCAGCAAUACUAGCAUCAUCGAGCCUUUGAACAGUACACGAUACAGUUCUCAGAUUCCACGAUUGGGAUCGGUCCCUCAACUAGCCCCUCCAGAAUUAGGACCGCCGCUCACAUCUUCGGAAUUGAACCUCAGCCUUCGGUUCCCAGAUCAACCUCAGACACUAUACAGGCCACCUCUCCGUGAAGUCCAAAGCUUUUUCUCCGACGACAGCUCGGCAGCCUUGGCACAGAAACCGCCAACUACUAUCAAAAAGAGAUUUGACCUACACAGCUUUCGCAGUGGUUUCACGAAGUCGUCUGGGUUGUUGGGGACGCGACAUAGCUCUACCCAGCAAGAGUCCGGUACACUGAGGCUCAGCCAGUCAUGCCAUAUGAGGACACAUCAGUCAUUCGAGUACCCACAUGCGGACUUGGGCGAUACGGUUCCAAUGUCCGAUUUUGCGUACAAGAAGCGGAAAGUGCUGGGCCGGUUCAAGGACUGGUGGAAGCGACAAUGCAUGCAGAAGACCUUGGCUCUCGUGAGGAAACGGAGUGGGCGGAAUAUGCAACAUGCAGCUUUUGCAUAAAGGGGCGUUCUUGGCUCGAAGACAAGAACAUAUAGAAGCGAGGGACUGGUUGGACUGGUGUUCCAAGGGUUAGUAAGCCGUCCGGCGUUAUCAGUGUAUAAUAUCCAUGCAUGGUAUGACAGGACAAGGGGAGAGAAGCUGCUCAUUUUUGUGAGAUGGUCAAUUUGUGACGGACGUCCUCAUCAUAGAAUUGUUUGGAGGAACAAAAUCAAAAGUCUGUCAGUCUCUCUGGGCUGCAUCCAGAGGCUCUUUUGCC